Messenger RNA from Jatropha curcas, 1352 nucleotides. Its product is annotated as RING-H2 finger protein ATL16. The record is from RefSeq and is a predicted model, not a curated record. NCBI's taxonomy places the organism in Eukaryota, Viridiplantae, Streptophyta, Magnoliopsida, Malpighiales, Euphorbiaceae. Gene Ontology annotation, molecular function: transferase activity. Gene Ontology annotation, biological process: protein ubiquitination.
UUAUCUCCUCCCUUUCUAAUGAAAUCUUUCCUUUAUCUCUUUCUCUUUACCUUCUGUACAAGUAUAAUCUUUCCUCCAUGGAAAAAAAAACCCUAAACCCAUUGGUCAACUCCUCUCCUCUUCUUUGUCUCUACUUCUAACAUUUCUCAUGCAAAACUAUUCUGACAUGGCAAGAACACUCAAGAACUCUAUCUAUCAAACACCUUCAUCACCUAAUUCAGAUCAUGCUUUUCCUAUACUCUCCAUUGCUGUACUAAGCAUCAUCGUCACAGCUUUCUUGCUCUUCUGCUACUAUGUCUUUGUAAACAAAUGUUGUGCUAACUGGCAUACUUUGCUGAGAUGCGUUACUAUCUGGCGAGCUAGAAGAAGUGAAGAUUCAUUUAUAGCUCUCUCUCCAACAAUGUGGAAUAAUAGAGGGCUCGAUGAAUCUGUCAUUCGCGGAAUUCCUAUAUUUCAGUAUAGAAGAGGAGAAAGCGAAGAACGAAGCAUAUGUGGGUGUGUUGUGUGUUUGAAUGAGUUUCGUGAACAAGAUAUGCUUAGAGUUCUUCCUAAUUGCAGCCAUUCAUUUCACUUGGAUUGUAUUGAUAUAUGGCUUCAGAGCAAUUCUAAUUGUCCACUUUGUAGAACAAGCAUUUCAGGCACUAAUAGUAGAUAUCCUAUUGAUCAAAUCAUUGCGCCUAGCUCUUCGCCUCAGGGUUCACAGCCUUACACUGAUAGCUUAAUGGGUGGUGAUGAAGAUUUCGUCGUAAUAGAAUUAAGUAGAGAAGAGGAAGGAGUUCUUUUACCUAAUAGGCAGCAAGAAAGAGAUGUUACAAGAGAAUUCAGGAGUCAAUCACCUGCAAAAAUGGAUCAGAAGGUUAGAAAGUUAAAAUCGCAACAACGCCAUCACCUUCCGAUCAAGGGGGAUGAGUGUAUUGAUGUAAGAGGGAAAGAUCAUCAGUUCUCUAUCCAACCGAUUAGAAGAUCAUUUUCAUUGGAUUCUGCUGUUGAUCGACAGCUUUAUUCAAGUGUUCAUGCUAUUAUUCAACAACAUAGACAUCAGAUAGGGAUGAACACUAAUGAAGAAAGUAGUAACAGUGUCCAAAGAUUAUUGCUUCCAUUUGGUCAUGCCAGGGGAUCCAGAAAAGCAGUUUUUCCUAUUGAAUUUGAGCAAUGAGUGAGAUUAUUAACUUUUUUUUUAAUUCACUUUUGUUCCUUUCAAUCUGGCUUUUUUCAAGUGAGGCAGGCAGAAUUUUCCAAAAUCGUAGUCUGUUUAGAUUGUUAUUUGAACUUUUGUUGAGUACGUCGAAAAUGUUGAUUAGAAGUCAUUGAAGUUUAUUUUUAAGGUGAAUUUCACAUCUCCAGUUAGAAUA